This is a messenger RNA of Carcharodon carcharias (great white shark), 2976 nucleotides long. RefSeq names its product plasminogen (gene plg). The coding region runs from base 1 to 2976 and encodes 991 amino acids. NCBI's taxonomy places the organism in Eukaryota, Metazoa, Chordata, Chondrichthyes, Lamniformes, Lamnidae. Gene Ontology annotation, cellular component: extrinsic component of plasma membrane. The transcript is spliced from 21 exons. Gene Ontology annotation, molecular function: serine-type endopeptidase activity; signaling receptor binding. Gene Ontology annotation, biological process: proteolysis. The record is from RefSeq and is a predicted model, not a curated record.
AUGGAUCUUUUGUUACAGUUUUUGGAUAAGUUUUACAAAACGGAUGAUUUGUUGGAAGCAUAUGAAGCAUGGUCAACCUUUGAAAGAUGUAAGAAAACAGUUGAUCAGCCCAUGGAGGAAUAUAUUAUGGACUUUGAUAAGUGGUAUAAGAGACUGAAAAAGUUUAACCUUGAAAUCCCAGAUGUACGGGACGAAUCUGAAGUUGCCUUCCUUGCUAUCGGAAACCCGCCCCUGCUCUUGAAGGAACUAUCAUUAGCUCGGUUUUUAUCCUCCCACUUAAAUGCCUUCCAUGCAGGCAGGAAAGCUUUCAUCAAGGCGGAGAUCUCUGAAAGAAUUAGGAGAGCAAUGCGACACCAUACAAGACCAUCUAAAGUAGAAUUUAGCUCAGAUGGUCUGGCUUAUUAUAAGAGAGAGGGGCAAAGGGAAUGGAAAGGCACAAACACAGUUAUAGGGCCUGAUUAUUCAACACAGAAAUCAAACAAUAAAAGCCCAUCCUUCAGGAUCAUUGGAAUGAAUUAUGGAUUUGGAAAAUCUGACAAUGUGAUAGAAGAUGAAAAAGCACCAUGUGCAUCAAAGUUUGAAAAAGCUGCAGUAAGAAGCGAUAUACUGGAUGAUUAUGUAAAAACAGGAGGAGCCUGGAUUUAUUCUGCACGCGAAUCAAGAUACCCAGGAGUUAGUGUUGAAAAAUGUGCAGCAAAAUGUAACUUAGAAACCCAAUUUCUUUGCAGAGCUUUCCUCUUCACUCAAAAGAGUCAAGAGUGCAUCACUACAGCCGAUAAUAGUCACACGCAAUUGGUGAUGAGAAGAACAAAUGUCGUUCUUUAUGAGAAACAAGCUUUCCUUCUUGAAUGCAAAUCAGGCAAUGGUGUCAGCUACAGAGGAACAGCAACAAAAACAGCUUCUGGAAGAACCUGUCAAAGAUGGGCCAGCAACACCCCACACAAACCAAAUUACAAACCGGAAAAUAGCCCACAUGCAGACCUGGAAGAAAACUAUUGCAGAAAUCCUGACAAUGAUACCACAGGGCCCUGGUGCUACACUCAAGAUGCAAACAAACGAUGGGAAUACUGUCAGAUACAAGAUUGUGAAGAGGGGUGCAUGUUCUGCACUGGUGAGAAUUAUCGUGGGAAAAUGUCCCAAACGGAGGAUGGUGUCACAUGUCAGCACUGGGAUUCACAAACACCUCACCUUCAUGGAUACAAACCGGCCUUUUUUCCAGAUAAAUAUCUCGAGGAGAACUACUGUCGGAAUCCAGAUGGAGAAUUCAGGCCAUGGUGUUUCACAACUGACUCCGAAACUCGAUGGGCAUUCUGCAAUAUUCCACGGUGUGAUGGGGAGCCCCCUGCUAUUGAAGGAGAGACAGAGUGUUACACAGGCAAGGGUCAGAAGUAUCGUGGAACUGUAUCAACAACAAUUUCUGGUAGAGUCUGUCAAAGAUGGGACGCUCAGGUUCCGCACCUGCACUCAAGAACUCCGGACAACUACCCAUGCAAAGGACUAGAAGGUAAUCACUGCAGGAACCCGGAUAACGAAAAGGAGCCCUGGUGUUACACCACCGACCCAGAUACAAGAUGGGAAUAUUGCCAAGUACGAAAGUGUGGCCUUGUGCCUCCAGUGCCGACAACUGAAGGUGGACCUACGGAUUGCUUUGAUGAAAAUGGUUAUAACUAUCGUGGAACUACAGCCGUGACACUAUCAGGAAAAAGAUGCCAGGAAUGGGAUUCCAUGACACCACACAGACAUGAGAAAACGUCGCACAAUUUUCCUUAUGCCGGACUAGUUGACAAUUAUUGUAGAAACCCUGAUCAGGAUAGGGCACCUUGGUGCUUCACAACUGAUCCUUCAGUCCGAUGGGAAUACUGCAGGAUUUCAAAGUGCCACCCCAAUAGACCUCACAUACACAUUCAAGACCCCACUAGCAUUCCUGAAUAUGGAGGAGGCGCUGAGACAUCGCAAGCACCUAAUGGUCAACCAGAUUGCAUAGUAGGUAAUGGAGUGACAUAUCGUGGGACAAGAUCAACCACAUCGAGUGGCAAGACAUGCCAAAAUUGGUCAGCGAUGACCCCCCAUGUUCAUGGAGAGUUCACUCCUGAGACACACCCUAAGGCUGGACUGGAGGGAAAUUAUUGCAGAAAUCCAGAUGCGGAUGUCAAUGGCCCAUGGUGUUACACAACAGAUCCCAGCAAACAAUUUGAUUACUGCGAUGAUAUUCCCACAUGUGGACAACAACCUAAUGAGUGUGGAAGGUCUUCUGUUGAGCCCAAGAAAUGUUUUGGAAGAAUUGUUGGUGGCUGUGUAUCCAAACCACACUCCUGGCCUUGGCAAAUUAGUCUUCGCACCAAUUUUGGUGCUCACUUCUGUGGAGGGACUCUUAUCGAUACCAAAUGGGUACUCACAGCUAAACACUGUUUAGAACGAUCCUUGAAACCUUCAGCCUAUAAAGUCUAUCUUGGAAUACACAGAGAAGUUGCACGUGAAUUGUCGAGGCAGAUAAUUAGCAUUAGCAAAAUAGUUCCUGGACCCAGUCGGAAUGAUAUUGCUUUAUUAAAGCUUGACAGGCCAGCAGUGUUGAAUGACAAAGUCGCUAUAAUCUGUUUGCCAAAGAAAGGCUAUAUAUUACCAAGUGGAGCUGAAUGCUACGUUACAGGCUGGGGUGAAACACAAGGAACUGGAGGUGACGGGCUUUUAAAAGAAGCAGGUUUUCCAGUGAUAGAAAAUAAAAUUUGCAAUCGCCCUGAAUAUUUGAAUGGAAGGGUGAAAAACCAUGAACUAUGUGCAGGAAACAUCGAAGGUAUUGUGGACAGCUGCCAGGGUGACAGUGGAGGCCCUUUGGUAUGUCCAAACUCUGAAGGCAGAUAUCUUCUCCAAGGCAUAACAUCUUGGGGCCUUGGCUGUGCAAAGCGAAUGAAGCCGGGAGUUUAUGUUCGAGUUUCGUUUUUUAUUGACUGGAUUAAAAAUACUAUAAGGCAGGGUUAA